Leptopilina heterotoma is the source of this 539-nucleotide messenger RNA. It is a transcript of the gene RpS25, whose product is annotated as 40S ribosomal protein S25. Gene Ontology annotation, cellular component: cytosolic small ribosomal subunit. The transcript has 3 exons. Gene Ontology annotation, molecular function: structural constituent of ribosome. The coding region runs from base 133 to 483 and encodes 116 amino acids. NCBI's taxonomy places the organism in Eukaryota, Metazoa, Arthropoda, Insecta, Hymenoptera, Figitidae. The record is from RefSeq and is a predicted model, not a curated record.
GAGCAUAAUAAUACUAAUACUUACGUCGAGUUCACCUAUCCAACGCUGCUUGACAGCUAUGAAAAUCGCCACACUACCCAACCUUGCUUCUUCUCUGAUUUCUUUCCACUUCCUGAGAAAAUAUCAAGAAGUAUGCCUCCCAAAAAGGAUUCGAAGGGGUCCUCCAAACAACCCCAGAAGACCCAGAAGAAGAAGGAAGGAGGGUCUGGAGGCAAAGCCAAAAAGAAGAAGUGGUCCAAAGGAAAAACCCGUGAUAAGUUGAACAAUCAUGUCUUGUUCGAUAACAGCACAUACGAGAAAUUGUACAAGGAAGUUCCAUUGUACAAGCUGAUCACUCCAUCGAUCAUUAGCGACCGAUUGAAGAUUCGUGGCUCCCUGGCAAGGCGAGCGCUCAUCGAAUUGGAGAAGAAAGGACUAAUUAAACAAAUUGUGCAACAUCACGCACAAUUGAUUUAUACUCGUUCCACUAAAGUUGAUGAGUAAAAUUGCAAUGUGUCCUUUAAAAUAAGUGAAAAUAAAAUUAAAGUUCUACAAAUUUA